AUGAACCCCCUCAUCUCCGCCUCGAAGCAGCAGCGCAUCGACGUCUGGCGAACCGAGGUGGCAGCCCUCACGCUCGCCGUCCCCGCCACCUCGGGAUCAUCCACAGCCUCGACGACGACGUCAUCAUCCGGCGCAUCGUCAGACGGCGGCCUCGGCCUCGGCUUCGGCGCCCUCCUCCCAGCCGGGGCCGCCGGCGUCGUGAGCGGUACGGCAUACCCGUUCCCGCCUCUCGGCCUGGACGACGUCGGGCAGCAGCAUGGCAGCGGCGACGGUCACCGACGUAGCCUGUGGCGCCGUCUCGCCCGUCGCGUCAUCCGGAGGGGAGGCGGCAGCGGCAGCGGCAGCGGUGCCGGCGCCGCCGUCUCAGACCUGAACCAUGGCAGCUUCAACCCUGGCCGCCGCGGUACCGCCGCCGGCGUCUUCGCCUUCGCCCACCGCCAUGACGGCGGCUACGUAGACUACGGCCCCGCCGCGGCAGACGACGAUGCCACCCACCACACCGACAUGUACAGGUCCCUCCGACCUACUCCCGAGUCAGACAUUGCUCCCGCCGCUGCUCCUGCCGCCGGGAGGCAGGAACAGGACCACCCUGAUCACGACCUAGAUCAUGCACUCGCCAGCCGUGACGAUGACGAUCCCGACUCCCGUCGUCUGCGGAACAGGCAUGAUCGCCUUCAACGAGCUGCACGUCUGUUGAAUCACCCUACUUUGUUCUACUUCUUCUCUUCUACAACCUCGGAUUCCCCUGCUUUUGGAGGUGCACUCUAG
This is a messenger RNA of Geosmithia morbida, 768 nucleotides long. RefSeq lists its product as uncharacterized. The transcript has 2 exons. The record is from RefSeq and is a predicted model, not a curated record. The coding region runs from base 1 to 768 and encodes 255 amino acids. Lineage: Eukaryota; Fungi; Ascomycota; Sordariomycetes; Hypocreales; Bionectriaceae.